Messenger RNA from Malus domestica (apple), 1042 nucleotides. Lineage: Eukaryota; Viridiplantae; Streptophyta; Magnoliopsida; Rosales; Rosaceae. The record is from RefSeq and is a predicted model, not a curated record.
UCAUGCCUAUAUAACAUUUCACAACAACAUAAACGAGCAUUCCAAAAAAAAAAAAAAACAAAACUCCAAGACAAGGAAAAAACAGCUAAAAAUGUCCACAAUUAAUGGAGAAGAGGAAGCUGACUCCCAAUAUGCUUCGCAGUUGGCAAACGUAUCAGUAUUGCCUAUGGUGCUUAAAGCAGCCAUAGAGCUUGGUGUACUUGACAUUAUCCACAGAGCUGGCGCCGGAGCCCUGCUUUCGCCUUCCCAAAUAGCGUCUCAGCUUCGAUCUCUCCACAAUCCGAAUGCCUCUUCAGUUCUUGAUCGCAUGCUUUGCCUUCUUUCUGCUUACUCUAUUCUCACUUGCUCAACAAUCCAAGCUAAUGGGAAGGUUAUUAGGGUUUAUGGUGCGGCCACCUUCAUAUGUCACCAUUCCUGCAGGUACCAGUUAGAUGCAGUUUUGGAAGGAGGACUCCCAUUUAGCCAGGCCUAUGGAAUGAAUGUGGUGGAUUACAUUGGUAGGGAUGACAGACUUGGUGGACUGUUUACGGACUCAAUGAAAGAGUUUAACCUCAUUUUUAAGAAGGAGAUUCUGGAGAUUUAUACGGGUUUCGAAGGUCUACACACACUGGUAGAUGUGGGUGGUGGCGACGGUACUAUUCUUAACAUGAUAAUUUCCAAGCACCCUGCCAUCAAGGGCAUCAACUAUGAUUUGCCUUCAGUUGUCGAAAAGUCUCCCUCCCAUCCCGGUAUAGAGCACAUUGCAGGAGAUAUGUUUGUGAGGAUUCCGAAAGGCGAUGCCAUUUUCAUGAAGUGGAUACUACACGGUUGGGAUGAUGAUCGAUGCUUGAUGAUACUGAAGAAUUGCUAUGAGGCCUUGCCAGACAACGGAAAAGUGAUAGUGGUGGAUAUGGUGAUACAAGAAGCCCCGGGAACAAGUUUUUCUGCUAAAAGUUUGUUUCUGUUUGAUGUGUACCUAAUGAAUACCAAUGUGAUGGGAAAGGAGAGAACAGAGAGAGAAUUACAAAGUAUGGCAAAAGCAGCAGGAUUUUCAGACAUUUGA